AUGUCCGAGACGGCUCCUGCUCCACCGGUCGCUCCCGCAGCCCCGGCCCCCGCCGAGAAGACCCCGACCAAAAAGAAGGCGAGGAAGCCUGCGGGCGGAGCGCGGCGCAAGGCUGCGGGUCCCUCGGUGUCCGAGCUGAUCACCCAGGCUGUGGCGGCGUCCAAGGAGCGCAAUGGGGUGUCCCUGGCCGCCCUGAAAAAAGCUCUGGCCGCCGCCGGCUACGACGUGGAGAAGAACAACAGCCGCAUCAAGCUGGGGCUCAAGAGCCUGGUCACCAAAGGAACCUUGGUGCAGACCAAAGGCACCGGCGCCUCGGGCUCCUUCAAGAUCAACAAGAAAGCUGGGGAAGACAAAGGGAAGCCUAGGGCCAAGAAACCGGUUGCUGCCGCGAAACCCAGGAAAGCGGCCGGGGCUGCCAAAAAGCCCAAGAAGCCGGCGGCAUCCGGAGUUAAGAGGGGCGUGAAAAAGACCCCGAAGAAAGCCAAGAAGCCAGCAGCGGCGGCGGGAGUCAAGAAAGCGGCCAAGAGCCCCAAAAAGGCUAAGGUAGCGAAACCCAAGAAAGCAACAAAGAGUCCGGCCAAGCCUAAGGCUGUAAAGCCCAAAGCGGCUAAACCGAAGGCUACAAAGCCCAAGGCAGCCAAGCCCAAAAAGGCAGCGGCGGCCAAGAAGAAGUAG
Messenger RNA from Tachyglossus aculeatus (Australian echidna), 675 nucleotides. Its product is annotated as histone H1.4-like. Gene Ontology annotation, cellular component: nucleosome. The record is from RefSeq and is a predicted model, not a curated record. Gene Ontology annotation, biological process: nucleosome assembly. Bases 1 to 675 code for a protein of 224 amino acids. Gene Ontology annotation, molecular function: structural constituent of chromatin; DNA binding. NCBI's taxonomy places the organism in Eukaryota, Metazoa, Chordata, Mammalia, Monotremata, Tachyglossidae. The transcript has a single exon.